AUGGUGCAACUCGCAAGUCAGUUCGGACUGGACCUUUUGGGCUCUGUUUCACGUGCGGAUAUCAGGAACGAUCCUGAAGCAUCAUCUCGAAGGCAUCUGGAACGCGUAUUGUUGAGCCACUGUGCCCUCACCAAGCAAUGGGCUUCCCUCGUAGGCCUUGCACUAGCCUGUAUGAUCUACGCAGCACUAUGGAUCGCGAGUACCAAGCGUGCCAGACUCCCGCAUGGCCUGUCGAGGUCAGCUCAUUGCACGGCCUUCGGCAACUGCUACGGUAUAGCAAAGGCAAACCGAGAUCCCCUCAUAGUUGUUCCCAAGGAGAAAAUGAAGUGGUUCGUCGAUCGGAAGGACGGCGCAACAAGCCACGAGUCGUUCCUGAUGAACACGAUUGUCCCCGAGCACAGCUUCCCGCAGGCCGAAGCAUGUCGACCUGUCUACGCGAUGCGAACAACAAUCAAGUACAUAACGCCUCGAUUGCCCAAAUCGGUGGGCACGAUGUGGACCGAGAUCGGCUAUCAAUUCGACCGACACUGGCCUACGGACUGGAGUGUCUACACCGACGUAGCAUUGGUUGAGUCUCUUACACACAUUAUGGAUGCUGUCAUGUGUGCAGCACUCCUAGACCAGUCAAUGAGUCGCGACGAAGCUUUCAUCCGACUAUCGUACUCCUUCGACCGUGGAGUGGAGAGAAAGAUAGCAUUGUGGCCGAUGCAACCCGACAUCUUCAAGCCUCUCAUCGGACCACUGUUUCUGAAAGCGCCCCAGCGAUGGCGAUACUCGAGGCUGAGCCCUUUCUUCGCGAAAGCCGUGGGCGAACGUCUGCAAGCACUUGCUGAUGGCGGUGCAGAAGCGUCGAUUGCCGAUUAUUUCAUCACCUGGUAUAUCAUGGACGCCAGGCUGGCAGACAACCCGAUCGAUCCUACGCCCGACGCGGUAGCCGCGCAUUUCCUUGCCCUCAAGAUCGGCGCGAUAGCUGGACGACACAACGUUUUGGACAUCCUGAGGGACGAAGCGACGACCGUGUAUGGCGAUGCUGGCCAGAAGUGGUCAAAACCAGCAAUCGACAAGCUCUAUCGGCUGGAUUCUGCCGUCCGUGAAAGCUUCCGCUGUUCACCUUUCGAGAACUAUGGUCCUUGCCGUGUGGUCGUGGCCAAAGAAGGUCUACACAACUACGAAGAGGGCUGGACUGCUCGGCCAGGCACUGUGCUUGCAACGAACAUAUGGGAACAUUAUCGCAAUCCAGCACUCUAUCCGGAGCCGCAUCGCUACGAUCCAUUCCGAUAUUCGCGUGAACGAGAGCGGCUUCUUGAGUGUGACGGGACAUUUCCUUUGACUGAACGCGACACAUUGCUGAAGCAGUUGAGCCUCACGUAUGUUGGCACGGACUUCCUCGCUUUCGGUGCCGGCCGUCACACUUGGUGGCUAUUUUAA
Molecule: messenger RNA, 1428 nt
Organism: Fulvia fulva
Lineage: Eukaryota; Fungi; Ascomycota; Dothideomycetes; Mycosphaerellales; Mycosphaerellaceae
Product: Cytochrome P450 monooxygenase gloP
Exons: 2
Coding region: 1-1428 (475 amino acids)
Molecular function (GO): heme binding; oxidoreductase activity, acting on paired donors, with incorporation or reduction of molecular oxygen; monooxygenase activity
Source: RefSeq, a predicted model, not a curated record